Molecule: messenger RNA, 1131 nt
Organism: Eriocheir sinensis (Chinese mitten crab)
Lineage: Eukaryota; Metazoa; Arthropoda; Malacostraca; Decapoda; Varunidae
Product: tigger transposable element-derived protein 1-like
Exons: 3
Coding region: 1-1131 (376 amino acids)
Cellular component (GO): nucleus
Molecular function (GO): DNA binding
Source: RefSeq, a predicted model, not a curated record
AUGAAAGACAGGCUAACCCUGCUUCUGUGCGCCAAUGCUAGCGGCGACUGCAAAAUUAAACCGCUGCUGGUGUACCAUUCGGAAAACCCCAGGCCAUUCAAGAAGAACGGUGUGCAAAAGAGCAAACUCAGUGUGAUGUGGAGGGCAAACAAGAAAGCCUGGACAACCAGGCAGUUCUUCAUGGAAUGGUUUGUGGUGUCUGCACCUGCAGUGAAGACAUACCUAAUAGAGAAGAAUCUACCACUCAAGGCCCUCCUGUUGAUGGACAAUGCCCCUGCACACCCUCCAGGCGUGGAAGAAGAAUUGGGUAAGGGGUAUAAAUUCAUCGAAGUGAUGUUCCUCCCCCCCAACACCACGCCACUGAUCCAACCCAUGGACCAGAAUGUCAUCGCCAGCUUUAAGAAGCUGUACACAAAAGCACUUUUUGAGAGGUGCUUUGAGGUGACUUCUGAAACAGAGCUCACUCUGAGGGAGUUUUGGAAGAAUCACUUCAAUAUCCUCCACUGCCUAAGGCUUAUAGAUAAAGCCUGGGGUCAAGUUUCUGUGAGGUCCUUGCAGUCUGCCUGGAAAAAUCUGUGGCCGACCUGUGUGACAGCCAAGGAUUUUGAGGGAUUCGAGCCUUCAGUCCAGGAGUCUGCUGUGGUGGAGGACAUUGUGUCUCUGGGGAGGGCCAUAGGCAUUGAGGUGGACAGUGAUGAUGUGGAGGAGCUGGUGCAAGCACACUCUGAAGACCUCACCACUGACGAGCUGCGUCAACUUCACCAGGAACAGCUGCAGGAGGAGGGAAUUGACACUUCACUGUGCAUGUAUAAAGUAGAACAGGAUGGUGUGGUUCUUCCAGACCAGGUGAAGCCAUAUGCGCCCACGACUCUAGCCUGGGACAACAUCGACAGGCUAGAAGAGACACUGACAGGUUGUGGAACAUCUCACAGGGCCAAUGGCAUUGCAGUGCAACCUCGGGUGUUUGGUCCUGAUCCACCUAGACCAACUCAUGAUGUGCCAAAGAACAAACAGAGAACCAUCUCUAUAUCUCUGCCAGUCUAUGCUGCAGGAACUAGCCCUCUUGAGACUGGUGUGGGAUCAGCUUUUCCCAGUGGCUCACAGAGAACCAUCCUGAUGCCCAUGAUCUAG